Brassica napus (rape) is the source of this 3655-nucleotide messenger RNA. Its product is annotated as YTH domain-containing protein ECT1. Lineage: Eukaryota; Viridiplantae; Streptophyta; Magnoliopsida; Brassicales; Brassicaceae. Gene Ontology annotation, biological process: mRNA destabilization. Gene Ontology annotation, molecular function: mRNA binding. The coding region runs from base 1874 to 3406 and encodes 510 amino acids. Gene Ontology annotation, cellular component: cytoplasm. The transcript has 7 exons. The record is from RefSeq and is a predicted model, not a curated record.
UAUUUUUGGAAAAAAGUUUCUAAGCUACACCAAGUAUGGUGUAAUAUGGUGAAAAACAUCUGAAAUAUUAAAAUAUGUCAAUACCAUCACCAACUAUAUGAUAAUACAUACCACAUGUACAAACAAAAUAAUUAUAUGGUGUAAACUACAUAAAUGGUUUUAAUUGAUUUUGUGAUUUAUUGAUGGGGUCAAUCGGUAAUUAACAAAAACUUAAUUAAAAACCUAAGAACCCAACCCACACUAAGUCUAUGAAUCCGACCAAACAUAAAGAACAUGACUUAACCCGAAAAUGAGAGGACUACAAUUUUAGUAUUCGUAAAAGACAAUUGAUUUGGGGAUUUUUUAACACGGUAGGAGAGAAAGAGACAGAGAGAGCAAGAGAAAGAGAUCGACAGAGAUUGCGAACCCUAACAAUAUCAUUUCGUUUCCAGAUAUGGGGGAGCCGUUGGUGAAAGAGCCGCAUGAGACAAGGGUAGCUCCGGUUUGGAUAAAGCAGUCAUACAUGGAGACAGAACAGACCUUUGCUUGAAACAAAGUUUUGAAACAUCAUUAACAAGAAGCAAAAGAACAAAAGGAAGAGCUUUUUAAAUUUCUGAAGUCGUUGCUAAUCUAUUACAUUUGUUGUUUUAAAUGUUUCUUUCUUUAGAAUAAGAAUAAAAAAAAAAUCUUGGGAACAAAAGAGAGUUUUUUUGUCUCUAUCUUGUCUACAUAGAAAAAACAGGUGAUUAAGGUUUCUAAAACCAAAAAAAAAAACUUAACUCACUUCACUUCUUUGAUUCUUUAAUAUUCACAAAGAGUAAAUUAACUUCCUUUCUUUUAAUUCUUGGUAAAUAGUCACUAUGUUACGGUGAGACUGUGUUCUCUGUUUCCUCCUUCCAACUUUUCGAGCUUUGAAGCUUCUCUGUAAACUCAGUUUGACUCUUCAAGCUCGGAUACAGUGAGUCUGCAAAUCAUGUGCGACAUCUCUUGGUAGUCAUGAACUCGGAUUUGUGACUCUCUUGGUCUGUUCGUCAUUAGAGUGUGAUCUUCUUGAAUUGUUUCAUUGCUCAUACCAGAUUCGAGUACUGAGGAUAACCAUCUUCUUGAAAUGUUCUCUGUUACAAGGGAAAAAAUAUACUUUUAACACAAGAAAAUAACCCAAAAGCUGAUAUGAUAUCUCAAUUUUGAAUAUGAAGAGUUAUCAACCACGUUCCGGAGUUACUCGAACAUAAUCAAGAACUGAAACAGGGCUCGAGUCGCAGCUUCUACACUCUUCUUCCUCCUUCAUUGAUUUCACUUCACAGGUGACUAAAUCUCCAUCUCUGGAGCAACGACCAUUGUUCUUGAUGUUCUGUCUCAUCCUUGGCUCUUUCACAAUUUUUGGGUGAAUUCAUGUUCUUUAUGUUUGGUCGGGUUCGUAGACUUAGUGUGGGUCAGGUUCAUAGGGUUUUAAUUAAAUUUUUGUUAAUUACCAAUUGACCCCAUUAAUAAACCACAAAAUCAAUUAAAACCAUUUAUGUAGUUUACACCAUAUAAUUAUUUUGUUGGUACAUGUGACAUGUAUUAUCAUAUAGUUUGUGAUGGUAUUGACAUAUUUUGAUACUUCAGAUGUUUUUCACCAUAUUAUACCAUACUUGGUGUAGCUGAGAAACUUUUUUCCUUUAUUUUUUACAAAUGAGCCAACGCGCGAAAUGAGAAAAACCGAAACGACGCGAGUGGUUCGAAUUGUAGUGAUUGGUUGGGGACAUUGAAACACAAACCGCCUUAAAAAAAAACAAAAAGCGAAUCCUUAAAUACUGGGCCCCGCGACAGUGAUGCAAAGAAGUCUUUUUAAAAAGAGAAAAACCUUUUCCUAUCUCUCUCGCUCUCUCAGAUAUCUCUUCCCUCUUCUUCAAUGGAUCAUCCCGCUUCUUCCAGAAACCAGCACAACGGAACCGUCUCUUCCGGCGUCAAGGGCUUCGUUGAGCAGCAGAUAUCUCCUGGAGAUGAAAGGAUUGUCUCUUCUUCUUCUUCUUCUUCUACUUCCCUUGCUCAUCCUCCUGAUCCCUCCCUGUAUUAUCAAAACCCUACCAAUCUCUAUCCUUACGGUUGGAAUGUUGCACAUUCUGGUUAUCCUCAAGGCAUCAAUGCUUGGGAUGGUUAUCCACUUUAUGCUACUUCCCCUGAAGGUCUGCAUAUCCCACAGGUUGUCUACAAUGAAGAUUCGUCUCUUAUGUACCAACCUGGUUUUGCUUACAACCCUUACCCGUCUAUGAUGUUGGAGGGCCAAAUCCCAUUCUCCCCAGCUUAUUACCCACAGUUUGGGAUGCAUUUUAGCCACUCAGAAUUUGGUGGUGGAAACGACCCAACAUCUGCUUAUAUGAUACCUUUUGAUGGAUAUGGGGGAGGCAACUUAUCUGGGAAUCAAGGGGCCAACUCUUUAACAUAUCCUCAAGCGAUGGGUAUACUUGGGCCAUACGACCAUGAUGCUUCACAGUUACCGUUACAUGGGAAUGGAAUUUCUUCAAGCUCUUCUUUGGGAGGAUAUUAUCCUGUAGGAUCUUACCAGAGUCCAAGCUCUAUUGCCUCAUACCAUGAAGCUGAUAAUCCAGUCAGAUUAGCCUCUGACAUUGGUAAAAGGCGUGAAAAUCAGUACAGCUCUGUACUUACCACCAGUGAUCUCUAUGGUAAUCGAGGACCAAGAUCGUUCACCAGGGUAAAGAGCAAGAACGGUUCUGGACUUAUCUCUUCUGCUGGUGAUGCAACAAAUGAUUCAAGCACAGCUGGAACAAACCCCAGUUUGUACAACCAUCCAGAAUUUGAGACAGAUUAUAAGAAUGCUAGAUUCUUUAUCGUCAAGUCGUUUAGUGAAGACAAUGUCCACAGAAGCAUCAAGUAUAAUGUCUGGGCCAGCACUCCACAUGGCAACAAGAAAUUAGAUACUGCUUAUGGAGAUGCUGAGAAGAUGGGUGGAAAGUGUCCAAUCUUUCUCUUCUUUUCGGUAAAUGCUAGUGGACAAUUCUGUGGUGUUGCGGAAAUGGUUGGACCUGUAGAUUUUGAAAAGGAUGCUGCUUACUGGCAGCAAGGCAAGUGGAAUGGGCAGUUCCCAGUGAGGUGGCAUAUUGUGAAAGAUGUACCGAAUAACCGGUUUAGUCAUGUUCUCUUGCAAAACAAUGACAACAAGCCGGUGACACACAGCCGAGACUCUCAGGAGGUGAAGCUACGUCAAGGGAUUGAGAUGCUGAGAAUAUUCAAAGAAUACGAGGCACAUACAUCAAUUCUCGAUGAUUUCGACUACUAUGAUGAAAGAGAGAGUCAAAAGGUGGGAGAAGAUGGAGGGAGGAAACAAGAGACCUCUUGUGUGGAACAGUUAUCAGAACGUCUUCAGGCUGUCUCAGUAGAAGAUGGAAAGGAGGGGGAGAAAGAAGACUUGAAAGAGAAGACCUGAUGUAGAUGAUAGAUGCAGCUGCAGCAGAUAGUAGCUAGAAGCAUUCUUUUGGUAAAAAAGGGAGGUUUUAUGUUUUGUUUUUUCUUGGUUGGGAGUUUAUACUAAAAUGUCUGAAAGAUAACCAAUCCAUUUCCUUGUACUUUUGUAGCAUUAUGCGUUUUUUUCCAUCUGUGAACAUCUUAGCUACUACAUCUCUAUUGUAAUCGGAUUCAGCAUAUGAAUAUGAAGAUAACUAAGAUAAGCAACAAA